Messenger RNA from Saxophila tyrrhenica, 594 nucleotides. RefSeq lists its product as uncharacterized. Lineage: Eukaryota; Fungi; Ascomycota; Dothideomycetes; Mycosphaerellales; Extremaceae. The coding region runs from base 1 to 594 and encodes 197 amino acids. The transcript has 2 exons. The record is from RefSeq and is a predicted model, not a curated record.
AUGGUCCCUACAUGCGGCGUCUGCCACGAACAGGAGUCCAAGUACAAAUGUCCCGUUUCCUGUUACAAACCACAUAAGGCCCUUCACGACAACGAAGCACCAAAGGACCAUUCGGCGCAACCACCAAAGGACCGACCAGGCACAACUCAGCGAGUCCCCAAAGUCGACUUCACUGGUUUCGAAAACGACAAAGACUUCAAACGUCUACUCGCUCGCUUUCCGCUAUUGAAAGUCCAGCUACAGGCGGCUUACGCUCUUACCCUGGAGCCUGGUCCGGAAGACGCUCGCAGUUGGAAUCGUGGAAGUCUACCUGGUUUCACACAGAGCCUACGCGGGCAUCGAUCUCGUGGUCGUGGCAGAGGCUUCCGAGGUGGUCGCUAUCAUGGAGGUGGCAGAGGAGGCAGAGACGCUGUCAUCCCAAGCGAGAGGCAGCACGGAGCCUGGACGCAAGCGAAGGGCGACAAGGAGGCGCUGGACGUCAUCAAAAAGAUGAAAGAAAGCGAUGGUGACGACGAUGGUGAUGCUGGUGAGGGUGUGAGAGAGUUUGUACAGCUCUGUCAGAUCAAGUUCGCCCCCAGCACUGAGCAAGGUUGA